This is a messenger RNA of Daktulosphaira vitifoliae (grape phylloxera), 3227 nucleotides long. RefSeq names its product exosome complex exonuclease RRP44 (gene Dis3). Gene Ontology annotation, cellular component: cytoplasmic exosome (RNase complex); nuclear exosome (RNase complex). Gene Ontology annotation, biological process: rRNA catabolic process. Gene Ontology annotation, molecular function: endonuclease activity; RNA binding; 3'-5'-RNA exonuclease activity. The transcript has 16 exons. Lineage: Eukaryota; Metazoa; Arthropoda; Insecta; Hemiptera; Phylloxeridae. The coding region runs from base 135 to 3017 and encodes 960 amino acids. The record is from RefSeq and is a predicted model, not a curated record.
AACGCAUGUGUUGAUUUGCCGAAUGAUGUGUGGUAACAACGUUAAUGUGAUAAUUAUUUAUUUGGAAUCAUGAAUUGUUUUUCGUAUUGAAAGAAAGUAAACUUUACACUUAAAUUUUGAACAUAAUUUAAGCCAUGAGAGUGACAUCUAAAUCAUUUUUAAGGAAGACAAAGCGUGGGAAUAUAUUAAAAAUUGUCAGGGAACAUUAUCUCAGAGAUGACAUAGGAUGUGGUUCACAAAUUUGUAAAAAAUGUAAAUAUAAUGAUGAUACUCCAUUACAAGAAAAUCCACCAAACACAAAUUCUAGUUAUAAGGAUCUCCAUUACAUAUUGGUUGAUACUAAUGUUGUUAUACAUCAGAUUGAUGCUUUAGAAGAUGAAACAUUGAAAAAUGUUAUUAUCUUACAAACAGUUUUGGAAGAAGUUAAACAUCUUAGUCACAGUGUAUAUAAACGGUUACUUGAUAUUAUGGGAAAUUAUUCUAGAUGUUUUUAUACUUUUGUGAAUGUUUAUCACAACGAUACUUAUGUAGAACGUACCCCUGGAGAAAGCCCUAAUGACUAUAAUGAUCGUAUGAUAAGAGUUGCUGCUCAGUGGUACAAUAAACAUUUAGGUGAUAAGAUAAAAGUUUUAUUAUUAUCGAGUGAUGAAGCUAGUAAAGCUAAAGCUAUUGAAGAAGGCAUACCAACUAUGUCUUUGGAAGAGUAUAUCAAAGGAUUGAACAAUAUUAUACUAGCUGACAAACUUUCAAAUAGGAGCUGCAUUGUUGAAGAAACCAACAAAGAACUUAUAUUCCCUCCUCAUUUCACACCAGCUCAAAUACAUCAAGGAAUACGAUCAGGAAGUUUAAUGCAAGGCACAUAUUUUGCAUCCAGUGAUAAUUUUCUUGAAGGAAGUGUCUUUGUUGAAGGACAAGAAAAAAAUAUACUGUUGCAAGGACGAGAAAAUUUAAACCGUGCUAUAAAUGGGGACAUAGUUGCAGUUCGUUUAUUUCCUGAAAGUGAAUGGAGUGCUCCAGCUAACUUAGUUAUAGAAGACUAUGAUGAUCUAGAUAAUGAUACUCUUGACUUAAAUAAAAUAGAAAAACCAAAAGAAAAGUUUCCAACUGGUCAAGUAGUAGGAAUUAUACGUAAGAAAUGGCGUCAAUACUGUGGUAUAAUUCAAAACAGUUUAGUGGAAAAUGCUACACGUCAUCUAUUUGUACCAGCAGAAAAAAAAAUUCCAAAAAUUAGAAUUGAAACUAGACAAUAUGACAAAUUAAAAGAUCAACGUGUUAUUGUAGCAAUUGAUUCUUGGCCUAGAACAUCAAGAUAUCCAUUAGGACAUUUUGUAAGAUCUUUAGGAAAAAUUGGUGAACGUGAUGCAGAAAAUGAAGUUAUAUUAUUAGAACAUGAUGUUCCUCACAGUAAAUUUUCUGAUCAGGUUUUAAAAUGCCUACCAAAGUUACCCUGGUUAAUUACGGCUGCUGAUUUGGCAUGUAGAAAAGACUUCCGAGAUUUAGAUAUUUGUUCUGUGGAUCCUCCUGGUUGUACCGAUAUUGAUGAUGCAUUACAUUGUAAACCAUUAGAAAAUGGCAAUUUUCAAGUUGGUGUUCAUAUUGCUGAUGUUACACAUUUUGUUAAGCCUGGCUCAGCUAUAGAUGUUGAAGCUAGUCAACGAGCAACUACUGUUUAUUUGACAGGACGCCGAAUUGAUAUGGUUCCAGAACUAUUAAGCUCAAAUUUAUGUUCUCUACGUGGAGGAGAAGAACGCUUAGCAUUUUCUUGCAUUUGGGAGAUGGAUCCUGAUGCAAAUAUUGUUAAUAGAAGUUUCACUAAAAGUGUCAUAAAAUCAAAGGCUGCAAUGACAUAUGAACAAGCACAGCUUAUUAUUGAUGAUCAAAAACAAAACACUACAAUAGCGAAUGCAUUAAGACAACUUAAUAAAUUUGCCAAAAUACUUAAAAAGCGACGUUUAGAUGAUGGAGCAUUAGUUUUAGCAUCACCAGAAAUUCGAUUCCUUGUGGAUAGUGAAACACGUGACCCUUUAGAUGUAGAAGUGAAACAAGUUAAAGAGACAAAUUCGAUGGUUGAAGAAUUUAUGUUAUUAGCUAACAUAGAAGUUGCCAAAAAAAUUUAUGAGGAUUUCCCAGAAUUUGCUGUUUUAAGACGUCAUCCAAAACCACCACCUACUAAUUUUGAGUCAUUAAUUAAAGCUGCUGCUCAUUUAGGAGUAGAACUUAAUGUUGACUCUAGUAAAGAUUUAGCCAAUUCUUUGGACAAAGCAGUUAAAUUGGACAAUCCCUUUUUCAACACUAUGCUACGAAUAUUAGCUACAAGAUGCAUGAUGCAAGCUGUUUAUUUUGCCAGUGGUACUAAACCAUUUGAUGAAUUCUUACAUUAUGGAUUAGCUGCACCAAUUUACACACAUUUUACAUCCCCAAUAAGAAGAUAUGCAGAUAUACUAGUUCAUAGAUUACUAGCUGUUUCUAUUGCAGCAGAAACUACAACCCCUGAAUUACUAGACAAACGAAAAAUUGAAGCUUUAUGCCAAAACUUAAAUGUUAGGACUAGGAUGUCGGCAUAUGCUGAACGAGCUUCUGUUGCAUUAAAUACACAUAUAUUUUUCCGUGGAAAAAUUAGAGAUGAAGAAGGAUACAUAUUAUAUGUUCGGAAAAAUGCUUUACAAAUACUGAUACCAAAGUAUGGUUUAGAAGGUACUCUGUUUCUAGCACCUCGUAAAGGACAAAUACAAACAGUAACAUUUAUUUAUAACGAAGAGGAACAAACUCAGAGAUGUGGUGAAGUUGUUUUUCGAACAUUUGAUCCAGUUAGUGUUCAGUUAAGUCUUGAUAGUAGUAACGUUCAACAUGAAAGAAUUAUACUUAAGCUAGUGAAACCUAAAAUUCCAGAAUUUAGUGUUCCGUCAUCAAAUGUCAAUGACAAUAAUACUUCUAAUACAUAUAAAUUACAACCACAAAAUGAUCAAAGUUCAAACGAUCUUUUAUCACAACCUCAACGUAAAAAAGCAAAAAAAUAAUUACAUUCAAUUUUAAUUAUCUAUUGACUCAUUUAAAUCUUCAUUCUCAAGAUCAUCUUCUUCAUCUUCAAAAAAAUCAACGAAAUCUGUUGCUUUGGGUUCACGAUAACUGCUAGUAUUGAAUGAAUAUACUGGAACAAUUCUUCUAAUAGAUUGUUCUGAUUUUAUUUCCUUAACAAAAAUAUAUAUUUAGUAUUGAAUAAGAAAAUA